This is a messenger RNA of Brassica oleracea var. oleracea, 607 nucleotides long. RefSeq lists its product as uncharacterized. The transcript has 2 exons. Lineage: Eukaryota; Viridiplantae; Streptophyta; Magnoliopsida; Brassicales; Brassicaceae. The record is from RefSeq and is a predicted model, not a curated record. Bases 20 to 448 code for a protein of 142 amino acids.
UUAAACAAACAAAAACACAAUGUUUUUCCCUAAAUCUGGUCUAGAAAAAAAUGAAUUUUCCAGCAGCUCCGCUGAAGAGCCAAAUCACUUUGUGAUUGAUCUAGAGGAGGAAAAUGAUAUCGUAAAUGACCCUGCUGCGCAUUUCAAUCCCUGUGUAACACAAGGUAGCCGAAAAGCAUAUGCGAUAAAGGCGGCCACUGAGAGGAAGAUUGUGGUGAAAAUCGAUAUACCCGGUUGCACGAAGUUGGACACAUUCGAUAUCCAUCUCAACAAAGUUCGGUUUACCGCGAAGGAAGUUCAACCUGGUGCGGUUGGCUUGAGUUUCAAGUUUGCGGCGAGGGAGUACGACGGCUCUAUUCUCUUCAAGUACAAGGCGUACAAGAACAACGACAUCACCUACAACAUCACUUACGGCGUCCUCCGCGUAACCUUCUCCAGCACCAACUAAGUUACUAUAAUUUCUAUAGUUUUACAUUUAUCUAAAGAAAUAAAAGUCGGCGGCAUGACAUGCUUAGUAUUUAUAAUAAACAAAAGUUAAUUUAAUAUCUAUGGUUCGUCGUGUGGAUUGAGUCGAAAUGGUUUAGUUUUCUAUUGGACUGAUGAAUGA